Molecule: messenger RNA, 1061 nt
Organism: Elgaria multicarinata webbii
Lineage: Eukaryota; Metazoa; Chordata; Lepidosauria; Squamata; Anguidae
Product: GTPase IMAP family member 1-like
Exons: 3
Coding region: 184-936 (250 amino acids)
Molecular function (GO): GTP binding
Source: RefSeq, a predicted model, not a curated record
UCGGCUGCAUCGGGGCGCUCAGUUUCGCUUUCGGCUCGGACCAGGAGCUGCGCCGCGUCCUCCUGCGAGCUGCGAGGAGGCAGGAGAGAAGAGAAACGCCUGGUCGGACGGACCCAAAGCAGGAAAGCGCUCGCCGCCGAGCAGUUGAGGAGGCCAGAACCUGCGUCCGCCCAAAAGAGAAAGAUGGACAGGAGCAGACAAGGAGAAGGCAGACAACUGAGGAUCAUCCUCGUUGGCAAGACUGGAGCUGGGAAAAGUGCCACAGGGAACACCAUCCUGGGCCGGACGGUCUUUGAUUCCAGGCUUCAGGCAAAGCCAACAACUGAGACCUGCCGAAGAGGUGAUGGGAGUUGGAAAGGCUGGAAUGUUUCGGUGAUUGACACAGCAGAUAUUUUGGAUUCAGAAUUUUUGCCAGAUGAGAUCAAGCGCUGUAUUAACCUCUCCAAGCCUGGUCCACACGCUUUGGUGUUCGUGACCCAGGUGGGCCGCUUCACUGCGGAAGACGAGGUGGCGGGGAAGCACGUCCAGGAUGUGUUUGGAACGGAGGCCACCGAGCACAUGAUCGUCUUGUUCACCCGCAAAGAAGAUUUAGGAGGGAAGCCAUUGAAGAAUUACAUAUGGGAAUCGGAAAACAAGGCUCUCCUGAAGCUGAUUAGGGAAUGUGGGGACCGCUCCUGCGCUUUCAAUAACAGGGCAGCUGGAGCAGAGCGAGAGAGGCAGGUGGCUGAGCUGAUGGAAAUGGUCCUGGGGAUGGUUGAGGAGAAUGAAGGGAGACAUUAUGUCAUUCCGCCAUACCUGGGGCCUUCCAGGUAUGUGCUCACGUUCAUGAAAAUGGCAAAAUGGGCCAUUGGGGGUCUCAGCUACAGACGAGUACUUCUGCUACUGGGGACUGCAGGUCUUAUCUGGGUUUGUCACUGUUAUCAGUUAGUUCCUUGAUUAUUUGACCAAGCUCAAGAGACGAUGGCUGAGGACCAGUUGAAGCUUUUUGAAGCCAAUUAACUAUCUUGUUAUUAGGUGGCAAAAGUUUGACAAAUAAAUGACAUAAUAAACUAAUGAGCAUA